CCCGGGUUUGGAGCGAGCUCAGGGAAAAGGUUCUCACGGCAGUUGGAGUCAGCUCGGAGCUCGCGGUUCUAUGUCGCCGAGCACAUCAACAACGGUAUUUAACGGUUAAAGCACAUUCACAGUUAUUUCCCUUUAAAAGAGAGCUCAGGAAACAUCACCGGCAAAAAAAAAUGCGAAGAUCUUCCAGUUGGCCACGACAGCAACGAUGCCUUCCGGGAUUGAAGUAGCAUCAAGAUCAGCUUGAAAGCGGUACCCACAUCUGAUUCAGAGUGACUAGGGUCACAACUUUGAGAGCAAGAUCCUCCAGAUGCUUUGCAAGGUCUAUGGCAUUGCCAAGAGAGGCUCCACGCCCGAUCAUCCAGAGGGAGUGAACACUGAAAAUAAUUCAACCAUACUCUGCAUGACUGUUGUGUAUCAAAAAUAGUCUGAGUGGCUCCUGGACAUGGUUUAUUUUGGAAUGGCACCCUGUUCUCACCCACAGGCUAUUUCUCCACGCUAUCUUUUCUUUGGACAAGACCCAGACCUUACAUAUCCUUGUGCUCACCACAUCUACUGAUGGAAAUGGACAGGUAAAUGAAUGAAUAGCUAAGCAUCACACGAGCUAACCUAGGAGUUCAAGAUGGCAUCCACAAGAUCCAAGAAAGGAACACUAAGAAGGAAAUUGAUUGAAUAAUAGAGGUGCUGAUUGGACUGACUUUCCCCAGUCAGAGCAAGAGUAUUCUUCCUAAUCAAUAUUAGUGGUCAGAAUAAGCCCAAAAUUCUGAAUCAUACUGAGUCAUCAAACAGCUGGACACACAUGGCCACACCAAUAUUAUUAACCAAUAGCUGGAGAGCAGCCUCAGAAAACAGUUCAUUGAGUGGGAGUUGUUUCAUGUCAAAAUUAUGUAAUGGAACCUGAAGUUGUGGUGCCUGAUAGCUCAUACGGAAGAGCAAAACAAUGAGGUACCCUGGAGUUGGUUGUGAAUCCAGGGAAUAUAUGCAAUGUGAGGAAGCCUACUCCUGGUAGAUGGCUCAGAGAUGACUGGCUGGGACGCAACAACCCCUGGAGACCUGACCACAGUAGACUGCAAUGUGGUGAUCUGCUGCACAGACUGGACCCCAUGAAAAGCACCAAUAAAAGCUGAGGAGGUUAUCUUGAAGAAAUGUUGGCUAUCACCCGAAACUUGCCAUUUUCCUGGAUCGGUAAUGCAAGAAGAGCAUGCUGCAAAUAAUGAGGACCCAAACAUUCUAGCCACCAUAGCACAAUCAAACUUGCUAAUCACAUAAUUGUUUCAUUUCACUGCAUAUUUGUAAAGGCCAGAUACCAAUGGAAUAAAGAAUUCUGACGUCAUGGUUUUUGGGCUGUCCAUGCGCUUGAGUCUCACAUUGCAAAGUAUUAAUGAAAUAUGUCUAGAAAAAAAAUCAUAUUUCCUUUAAGCAUACCUAGUAUUUAUGCGGAGAGAUCAGUAAAAGAGGUGGUGAGCCUUUACAACAAGUUUCUGUCUUUCAGCAAUGGAUUCCAUCUCCAUCAUGAGGAAUGUGAAAGACGCCAGUGAGACCUUCUUACCGAAUGACAUGAGUGGCUUUAAGGAAGCAUCCAAGUCUGCCAUAGGGAUUUUAGGAAGUGGAGACUUUGCAAAAUCACUGGCAAUCAGAUUAAUCCGAUCUGGGUACGCUGUUGUAAUAGGGAGCAGAAACCCCAAACGAGCUGCUGGGUUCUUCCCUCCAGUUGUUGAAAUUGUGCAUCAGGAAGAUGCUGUUUUGAAAACCAAUCUUAUAUUUGUUGCUAUGCAUCGAGAGCACUAUACCUCCUUAUGGGACCUCAAGCACUUACUAAUAGGCAAAAUCCUCGUGGAUGUGAGUAACAAUGUACGAAUAAACCAAUACCCAGAAGCCAACGCAGAGUACCUUGCUUCACUAUUUCCAAAUUCUACUGUGGUAAAAGGCUUUAAUGUAAUAUCUGCCUGGGCACUGCAGUUUGGUCCAAAAGAUGCUAACCGACAGAUUUACAUUUGCAGCAAUGUGAUGGAAGCCCGGCAGCAGAUCAUUGAACUUGUUCGGCAGCUGGACUUUACCCCAGUUGAUAUGGGAACAUUGGCUUCAGCAAAGGAGAUAGAAAACAUGCCCCUUCAUCUCUUUACCCUCUGGAAAGGCCCUGUGCUUGUGGCAAUUGGUUUAUCCAUAUUCUUCUAUAUAUAUUCAUUCAUCCGAGACAUUGUUCACCCCUAUGUGAAGAACAAACAGAGUGACUUCUAUAAAAUUCCAAUUGAAAUGGUGAACAAGACCUUGCCUGUGGUUGCGAUUACUCUCCUCUCACUUGUAUACUUGGCAGGUUUGCUGGCAUCUGCUUUCCAGCUGAAUUCUGGAACUAAAUAUCGUCGUUUUCCUGCCUGGUUGGAACAUUGGCUGCAGUGUCGUAAGCAGUUGGGGCUUUUGAGUUUCUUUUUUGCCUCAGUUCACACCAUCUACAGUCUCUGCCUUCCAAUGCGUCGCUCAGAACGAUACUUCUUCCUCAAUAUGGCUUAUCAACAGGUUCACAUCAACAUUGAAAAUUCCUGGAAUGAAGAGGAGGUAUGGAGAAUGGAAAUGUAUAUUUCCUUUGGAAUUAUGAGUCUGGGUCUUCUCUCAUUGCUGGCAGUUACAUCUAUCCCUUCAGUCAGCAGUUCAUUGAAUUGGAGGGAGUUCAACUUUAUUCAUUCUACACUUGGUUAUGUGGCCCUUCUUAUCAGCACCUUCCAUGUUCUGAUUUAUGGAUGGAAACGAGCCUUUGAGGAGCAGUACUACAGAUUUUACAUGCCGCCAAACUUUAUACUAGCUCUUAUUCUGCCUUUCACUGUUAUCCUUGGGAAACUUAUUUUGUUGCUUCCAUGUAUCAAGAGAAGAUUGAGGAAAAUACGCAAGGGUUUGGAAAAGAGCCAAUUCACAAAUGACACUUCAACAAUACUUCUUCAAGCAUCUCCAGAAAGAGUAACUGUUAUGUGACAUUUUGCCAAACAUUGAUUCUAUUCAAAGCCAUUCAAGUUUAUGAAAUUGAGACCUCUGUGUUAAAUUUGUUUAAAUAUGCUGUAAAUUAUAGACAAAUCAUCUUUGGAACUUCCUCUGUGUUUCUUUGCCUGCUGGCUAAUGAUGGAUUCUGUAUUAAUUGUAAACUAGUGAAUAGUUUGUGAGAAUUCAUGGUUUAUCUCAAAAGAUGAACUCAGUUCGUAAGUAGAAGGAUAUGAUUCAAUUGUCUGUUUUGUUUAUGCCAGAUUUUAAGUUAAAUACAUUAAAUUAGUUCAGUAUUUAAAUGGUAAAGUGCAGUGAUUAGUAAUGGUAAACAUUUUAGUAAUAUGCUGUCUGCACACAGUUGGAAGAAUCUGUUAAAUAUUUUUAUUUCUGUUCUGUUGCUUACUUGGGAGAAAAUUUGAUUAACCUUACCUGUCUCUAGCAUUGCCAGGAAUGCUCUUUAUAAUCAUUACUUAAAAUACCAUGCUAAAAUGUAUUUUCUGUAUAAUAAUGUGAAAAUUAAGUUUAUUUAACAAUUUAAGAAAAUUAUUGCUAAGGAAAUGGAUAUUGCUCGCCAAAGUCUCAGGAUGUAAUUAUAUUGUUGUACCAGACAGUGUGAUGAGAUAUGUGGUUGGCAAUUUAGUCUGUACUGGCAUUUGUUUUUUCUAAAAUUCUGCUUCUGAUAAAUUAG
Molecule: messenger RNA, 3655 nt
Organism: Hemiscyllium ocellatum (epaulette shark)
Lineage: Eukaryota; Metazoa; Chordata; Chondrichthyes; Orectolobiformes; Hemiscylliidae
Gene: steap2
Product: STEAP family member 2, metalloreductase
Exons: 7
Coding region: 1492-2961 (489 amino acids)
Biological process (GO): copper ion import
Cellular component (GO): plasma membrane; endosome
Molecular function (GO): cupric reductase (NADH) activity; ferric-chelate reductase (NADPH) activity
Source: RefSeq, a predicted model, not a curated record